Messenger RNA from Protobothrops mucrosquamatus (brown spotted pit viper), 1925 nucleotides. It is a transcript of the gene ESRP2, whose product is annotated as epithelial splicing regulatory protein 2. Gene Ontology annotation, cellular component: nucleoplasm; ribonucleoprotein complex. Gene Ontology annotation, molecular function: mRNA binding. The record is from RefSeq and is a predicted model, not a curated record. NCBI's taxonomy places the organism in Eukaryota, Metazoa, Chordata, Lepidosauria, Squamata, Viperidae. The annotation marks the transcript as partial. The transcript is spliced from 14 exons. Gene Ontology annotation, biological process: regulation of RNA splicing.
UUCAGCCAACUGGUUUCCAAUGAUCUGAAGGUCCUGGGAAGGAACUCAUACAUUUUCUGUACCGAUGGCCAGCCCCUUAUUCGACAAGUUCUCCACCCAGAAGCAUCCAAAAAGAAUCUUCUGCUGUCUGACUGUUUUUAUUCAUUUUAUGAUCUACGGAAAGAAUUUCAUGACUGCUAUCCCAGCUCAGCCGCCGUGAAGGAUCAAACUAUACAAUCUAUGGCAGAAUAUAUCGGCUAUGGGAUAGAUGAAAACGAGGAGGACUUUGGAGUAUGGCAAGUGAAAGCCAUGGUAGCCAUUGUUUUCAGCAUGCUUCCGGAGACAUGCAAUCACAGGUUUACCACCCCAGAAACGGUGAAGUACAAGUACGAAACAGGACCCUGUAGUAAAUCAGAAGCAGUGGACAACGAAACGGUCAUACGUGCCCGAGGGCUUCCUUGGCAGUCUUCGGACCAAGACAUAGCUCGCUUUUUCAAAGGCCUUAAUAUUGCCAAGGGUGGUGUGGCCUUGUGCCUGAAUGCUCAAGGAAGGCGAAAUGGAGAGGCUUUGGUGCGGUUUGUCAGCUCGGAGCAGAGAGACCUGGCUCUGGAGAGGCACAAACAUCACAUGGGAAGCCGAUACAUUGAGGUUUACAAAGCCAUGGGAGAGGAAUUCCUGAAAAUUGCUGGUGGCACCUCCAAUGAAGUUGCCCAGUUCCUCUCCAAGGAGAACCAAGUCAUCAUCCGGAUGCGGGGCCUCCCUUUCACCGCAACGCCCGAGGAUGUGCUGGGCUUCUUGGGCCCCGAGUGUCCCGUCACCGGGGGCAAGGAGGGCCUCCUCUUUGUCAAGUAUCCAGAUGGCCGGCCAACUGGAGAUGCAUUUGUGUUAUUUGCUUGUGAAGAUUACGCACAGAAUGCUCUUAAGAAACACAAGGAGAUCCUGGGAAAACGCUACAUCGAGCUCUUCAGAAGCACAGCAGCUGAAGUCCAGCAGGUUCUCAACCGAUACAUGUCAGCCCCAUUGAUUGCUACUCUUCCUACCCCGAUCGUCCCUGUCAUCCCUCCUCCUUACACCAUCGCUGCUGGCAGUGUGCGAGACUGUGUCCGCCUCCGUGGCCUGCCUUACACAGCUGGGAUAGAUGACAUUCUGGAGUUCAUGGGCGACGCAACUGGGGACAUCAAACCGCAUGGAGUUCACAUGGUUCUCAACCAGCAAGGCCGGCCUUCUGGUGAUGCCUUUAUCCAGAUGAAAUCUUCUGACCGAGCCUUCUUGGUAUCCCAGAAGUGUCACAAGAAAAUGAUGAAGGACCGUUACGUGGAAGUCUUCCAGUGUUCAGGAGAGGAGAUGAAUUUUGUUUUAAUGGGUGGCACUUUAAACCGUAGUGGCUUGUCUCCGCCCCCUUGUAAGUUACCAUGCCUUUCUCCUCCCGCCUACGCUUUUCAAACGGCGGCCACCACAGUGAUCCCGGCAGAAGCCGCAAUCUACCCAUCGCAAGCCCUCUUGGCUCCAACCAGGACUCAACAAGCCUCAGCUGCAGCCGCAGCGGCCGCGGCCGCCGUCACUCCAGCUGUCGCCUACUACCCUGCUCAGGCAGCUCAACUUUACAUGAACUACACAGCUUACUACCCCAGCCCUCCAGUGUCUCCAACCACUGUUGGCUACAUCACGGCUCCACAAGCCGCCGUUGCGGCCGCUGCCUCGGCUUCCCACACUCCGAUGCUCCCUCAGGCAGGCGCUCUUGUCCGGAUGCAAGGAUUGCCCUACAAUACAGGAAUGAAGGAAAUCCUCAGCUUCUUCCAAGGCUAUCAGUAUGCUCCCGACGACUACAAUGGCCUCAUUCAGCUGAACGACCAAGCAAGGAGCGUGUUACAAGCACCGAAAGACUGGGUUUGCUUGUAAGUGUUGGUAACCACCAGAGAAGCUCCAUGCAGACUCCGUCCUUCCGC